GCGGGCUACGCCAGCUACCCCUACCCCGUGCGCCACGGACCCCCGCAGCACUUCUACGUGGAGGACCCGGCCAGGGCGGGCGUGCACACUGUGCCACCGCGGACGUUGUACGUGGAGGAGGCGCGGGGCUUCCCCGUGCAGGAGGCGCCCGCCCAUGCCUUCUACAGAGAGGAGCCCCGCUUCUACACCCCGCGCAGCACCCCUGUCAAGGCCCUGUACGCGGAGGAUGCCCGGACAUACCCAGCACUUGGCUCCUCAGCCCGGGUCUUCUACGCUGAGGACUACGGGAAGUACCGUGAGCGGGAGGUGCUCUCACGAACGUGCCCCCCUCCCCGCAGCACCCAGCCCUUGCACUUCAGCGACUGGUACUGCCCCGAGCGGAGCGCGCUGCCCUACCAGAGCUUGCAGGUGUCACGCUUCGCCCCGCAGCCGGCCGGGCGCGAGGCCAUGCUCUCCUCCUGGCACGCCAGCUACAGCACAAACCCGCCGCGGCUGGGCCGGGACAGCCAGCACUACUCCAAAUCCUGGGAUAACAUCCUGGCACCCGCGGCACGCAGGGAGGAGGCCCUGCAGCGCGGCCGCAGCUACGAGAACCUGCUCGUCCAGGAGCAGCACCGUGCCUUAUCCCCUGACGAGCGCCGGCAGCCAGUGGUGAUCAACCUGUCGAGCUCACCCAAGCGCUACGCCGCCCUGUCCCUGUCGGAGAGCUCCAUCCUCGAGCGGGUGCACAGCGACAGCGGCCGUGGCCCCCUGGGCCGUUCCUGGUACGUCACGCCGGAGAUCACCAUCACUGACAACGAUAUCCGCGCCAAUGGGAUGGGCCGCAGUGAGCGGCGCUCGGCCAGCUGGGACGUGCUGGAUGCAGGACGGGAGCAGACGCCCUAUGCUGCGCCCUACGCCCCACAGCCCGUCCCCAAGGAGAGUGGCUCAGCGCGACAGCGCAGCCUGGAGCAGCUGGAUGAGCUCAUCACCGAUCUCGUCAUCGACUACAAGCCGACACCGGGCCACCGUGCAGGGGACAGAGACAGUUUGGCUGAGCAGCUCAAGAAGCUCCUGAGCAGCAGUGCCCCGGGACCAUCUCGGCGGGGUGAGGGGAGGAAGGUUCCCCCCAGCGUGCCUGAAAGUUUCCGGCCCACGAAGGAGCAGCCGGGUCCCAGCUCUUUUGGCGGCGCCCCGCGCCCACAGCCGUCCCCACCAGCCAGUAGCACCUUUGAGAAGCCUCUGGAGAACUGCUCACCUGACCUGAGCGCGGAGGAGGAUGACAUGAUGAUGUGCUCCAACGCCAAAUGCCGGCGGACGGAGACCAUGUUCAAUGCCUGCCUCUACUUCAAGUCGUGCCACAGCUGCUACACAUAUUACUGUUCCCGGCACUGCCGCCGCGAGGACUGGGACACGCACAAGGAGAGCUGUGUUUACGGCCGCGUGGGCAGCGUCUGCCGCCACGUGCUGCAGUUCUGCCGGGAGAAUGCUGAGGUGCACAAGGCCUUCUCACGCAUCGCCAAGGUGGGUUACCUGUCCCGUGGCCGCGGUGUGCUCUUCCUGGGCUUCCCCAACUCGGGCUCGGCUGAGAACUUCCUGCAGUUCGGGCUGGAGAGCCUGCUGAUGUCCCCCACCUACCUGUCCCUGCGGGAGCUGGAGAGCUACUCGGACAACCUGGGGGAGUACGCCCGGGAGCUGCGGGAGACCGGCAACCAGUAUGACCCCGACGAAUGUUUCCUCUUGAAUGUAACCGUGGCCGUGGCUCAAAAAGUGCCGGAGAGGCCGUCUCCAAAGGUGCAGGUGCCGACGGUCAGGAAAUACGCCAAGGUGGCCUUAGCCUCCUCCAGCCCUGAGAAGAAGAUCCCAAAGAAGGAGCGGGAUAUGGAGACAUUGAUCCUGACACCGCCACCCGGCACGGCGGACAUCGACAAGGAGGGUGAGGAGGGCCGCAAGGCACGGGAGGUUUGCUUCAUCAACAUCCAGCGGGAGCUGCGCAUCCGCGGUGUCUUCCUGCGGCAUGAGUUCCCAGCCGUCUACGAGCAGCUCUGCGAUUUUGUGGAGAGUAACAAGCGCUUCACCCCCACCACUAUUUACCCCAUCGACAAAAGGACAGGCAAACAGUUCAUGUGCAUGAUCAUGGCCGCCUCUGAGCCCCGCACACUGGACUGGGUGGCCAGCCCCAACCUCCUGGAUGACAUCAUGUGAACGUGGCAUUCGGACCCCAGCGGCUGCGCGGUCCCUCUGUAGAUAGGCGUUUUCCCGG
Messenger RNA from Meleagris gallopavo (turkey), 2242 nucleotides. The record is from RefSeq and is a predicted model, not a curated record. NCBI's taxonomy places the organism in Eukaryota, Metazoa, Chordata, Aves, Galliformes, Phasianidae.